Molecule: messenger RNA, 588 nt
Organism: Phanerochaete carnosa HHB-10118-sp
Lineage: Eukaryota; Fungi; Basidiomycota; Agaricomycetes; Polyporales; Phanerochaetaceae
Exons: 2
Coding region: 1-588 (195 amino acids)
Source: RefSeq, a predicted model, not a curated record
AUGUCAAUCGACUACAACGACGUGGAGUUCGCGUACACUCAGGGCGACCAACAUAUCACUAGGACGCUGUACUUGAAGGAUAGAAAAACCAGUCGUGGGGCGCUGGGGAUCUGGCGAGUCGAUGUACUGUGGUCAUGGAAGGUUUACCGUUCCAGACGACAGCUCCAGCGCCUAUAUGGAGACUACCAGCGCGCGGAUACCGCUGGGCUUCCUAUGGACAAGCCGAGAUUCGUGGUGGGACGGAUUCGUUCCCGUGGGCGGACUACCAGCGGAUUCGUGCUGAUUGCGAGGUGGAUGGAGGGCACCCAGUUUCUGAACAAAGCGACCAGCUUCAGGGCGGCUUUGGACGCCCAGAUGAUGCCCCAUGACAGGACCGACCAGAACUACAUAAGGACAACGGCUGGAUGUCUUGCUGCACAGAGUGUGGGUCUGAGGGACUGUCAGGGGUUUGUGAAGAUGGGGGAGCGUGAGUCUUUGCAGUUCUUUGACAUCCACACGAGGUGGAAUCCCAUAUACAACAUAUUCGGCUCUAGCAUACAGGCUGACGCCCUUGUGCAAGUAAUAGAGAGCUGGGAAUCUUCGAUAUAA